Microthlaspi erraticum is the source of this 1314-nucleotide messenger RNA. Lineage: Eukaryota; Viridiplantae; Streptophyta; Magnoliopsida; Brassicales; Brassicaceae. The record is from the annotation of a GenBank genome assembly.
AUGGACAGGAUAAGUCACUUGCCUGAUGAGCUUCUCUUGAAAAUAUUGUCAUUACGUCCUUCUGCUAAGGAUGUUGUUGCCACUAUGGUUUUGUCAAAACGUUGGAAGUUUCUUUGGAUGUACAUGCCAAGACUCGUCUACGAUGAUCAUAUCAUUGAUAUUAAUCAGAGCCCCGAGUAUGCAACGUUUUCGCGGUUUGUAGAGAGAUCUUUGUUUCUGCACAAGGCUCCAGUUAUAGAAACUUUGCAUUUGAAACUUGGUCAAAACUGUGGUAGUGGAGAUAUUGAAACGUGGAUUAGAGCUGCGGAGAAACACUGUGUGCAUGAGCUGAUCAUUGAGAUUGAUAAGCCUGAUCCUAGCUAUAAAACUCCAGUCACACUUCCGGGGAGCUUGUAUACAUGGUGCAGAACGCUUAAGACCUUGAUACUAAGUAACGCGGUUCUCGUGGAUGUUGCCUCUCCAGUUUCUUUCCCAUCUCUCAAGAAACUGAGUCUUACAUGCGUGAAGCACGGAGGUGAGGAGUUUGUGAACAAGCUUUUAUCCAGUUGUCCUGUUCUUGAAGACUUGGUUGUGGAGCAACGUGAAGAUGACAGUUUGACCAUUAUGAGCGUUAGAGUGCCUUCCUUAAAGAGAUUAGUUUUGCAUAGGUUCGACCACAACUUUAGCAAAAACCAGUCUCAAGGUUUUAAGAUAGAUGCUCCUUCUUUGGAGCACUUGGGCAUUUUUCAUACGAGUGGGUUUUGUGCCAUUGAGACUAAUAUGACUAAGGUUGUGGAUGCAAAUAUUGUCUUUUCAACUUGGAAUUUCUGGAAGAAGUUGGGAUCCGUUACUUCAUUCAAGCGCCUUUAUCUGUGCAUACCAUCCUCAAACGAUGUGUAUCCUGCUGGUAGUGUCUUCCACAAUCUUGUACAUUUAAAGAUAUGCACAUGCGAGACGGAAUGGUUGAAUCUACUUAUGCGUGUGCUCAAAGAUUCCCCUAAUUUACAAGCUCUUGUACUAGGACAGUGCCAUUACCUCCGAUCAUCUGAGCCACGACCGAGCUGGAACCCGAGCUGGAACGAACCGAGCUCAGUUCCUGAAUGUCUUUUAUCAAGUCUUAAAACUUUCGAGUGGACAAAAUAUGAAGGAGCAGAAGAAGAGAAAGAGGCAGUAUCGUUUAUGAUCAGAAGCGCAAAGUGUUUAAAGAAGGCAACUAUUAGUAUCACCUCUAAAUCUGCUGAGAGUGGCAAGGAACAUGAGACGAUGAUCAAGGAGUUGUUCUCUUCAUCCAGACGUUCACCAGACUGUCAGCUUGAAUGCACAGUGAAGUUAUGA